This is a messenger RNA of Pararge aegeria (speckled wood butterfly), 1712 nucleotides long. RefSeq names its product probable 26S proteasome non-ATPase regulatory subunit 3 (gene Rpn3). The record is from RefSeq and is a predicted model, not a curated record. Gene Ontology annotation, cellular component: proteasome regulatory particle, lid subcomplex; proteasome complex. The coding region runs from base 154 to 1641 and encodes 495 amino acids. Gene Ontology annotation, biological process: regulation of protein catabolic process; ubiquitin-dependent protein catabolic process. NCBI's taxonomy places the organism in Eukaryota, Metazoa, Arthropoda, Insecta, Lepidoptera, Nymphalidae. The transcript has a single exon. Gene Ontology annotation, molecular function: enzyme regulator activity.
AUUUCCGAACGUAACCGUUGUUACUCGGCAUAUUUUGUUGACUUUGACAGAACCGAUAAUUUACAAUUUGCGUCUGAUGACUGAUUGAAAUGAAAAGCUGAACUUAAUUCAUUUAAAAAUAUUGAGAAGAAUCUUAACUACUUUAAAGCGAAUAUGGCACCGGCUGAACAAGAUGUCGAAAUGAAAAAUGCGGACAGCCCCGCUGCUGCAAGUGACGUGGAAAUGAGUGAAGUAAAAAAAGACGCCGACGUCCUCGCUGUCCAGGAUUUGAGAGAACAUGUAAGACAAAUUGAUAAAGCUGUUUCCUCGAAAGAGCCAAGAUUUGCAAUGCGUGUACUCAGGUCUAUUCCUAGCACUAGGAAGAAGCUAAAUGGUAAUGUCCUUCGUGCGAUUAUUAACCAACUGUUUCCAGCAAAUGCAGAUAAAGAAGCGUUGAUUGCCUUCGUUGAGCUGCCUGCGCCAGACGCAGUUGAGAUAGAAGCACCGCGUUCUAGAAGCGCUCCAAAAUCUCCUGUCCCUGAAGUAGAUGCAUACAUGCAUCUACUGGUGUUACUUCGUUUAUUGGACACUAACAAGUUGGAAGAAGCAGUGGAAUGCUCUCAACUGUUGAUGAACAAGGUGACAGCACAAAACCGGAGAACCUUGGAUCUGAUUGCUGCCAAGUGUUAUUUCUAUCACUCAAGAGUGUAUGAGCUGACCAAUAAACUUGACCUAAUUAGAGGGCUUCUGCAUGCACGUUUACGUACAUCCACUCUCAGGAAUGAUUAUGAAGGUCAAGCGGUAUUGAUAAAUUGCCUUUUGCGUAACUACCUCCAUUACGCCUUAUAUGAUCAAGCUGAUAAAUUGGUGAGUAAAUCAGUUUUCCCAGAGAAUGCUAGCAAUAAUGAAUGGGCGAGAUUUCUUUACUAUCUUGGCAGAAUCAAGGCUGCUAGAUUAGAAUAUAGUGAUGCACACAAACAUUUAGUGCAGGCUUUGCGUAAAGCACCUCAAACUGCUGCCGUUGGAUUUAGGCAGACAGUACAGAAGUUGGCUAUUGUUGUCGAGUUACUCUUAGGAGAUAUACCAGAGCGUGCUAUCUUCCGUCAAGCUCCACUCAGGAAAUCGCUAGCCCCAUACUUUCAACUCACUCAAGCAGUGAGGCUUGGUAAUUUGCAAAGAUUUGGAGAAGUAUUGGAAAACUUUGGACCACAAUUCCGAAAUGAUCAUACUUUUACACUAAUUUUACGUCUUCGCCAAAAUGUUAUCAAGACAGCCAUUCGCUCGAUUGGGAUGUCUUAUUCCAGGAUUUCACCUAAAGAUAUUGCUAGAAAGUUAGGAUUGGAUUCAGCCGAAGAUGCAGAGUUUAUUGUAGCAAAAGCUAUCCGAGAUGGUGUCAUUGAAGCUACCCUUGACCCAGAAAAGGGAUAUAUGAGCAAUAAGGAGAGUUCAGACCUGUAUUGUACAAGGGAACCUCAGCUUGCUUUCCAUCAGCGUAUUUCUUUUUGUCUGGAGCUACAUAACCAGAGUGUGAAGGCAAUGAGAUAUCCACCCAAGUCUUAUGGAAAGGAGUUAGAAAGUGCUGAAGAGAGACGGGAACGUGAGCAGCAGGAUUUGGAACUUGCCAAGGAAAUGGCUGAAGAGGAUGAUGAUGGCUUCCCUUAAAUAACAUUUUAAUCAUACUCAUAUUUGUGUGUAAUAUGUAGUUUUCUGAAAUAAAUUCUAUUAAAUUUUUA